Exophiala oligosperma is the source of this 1249-nucleotide messenger RNA. RefSeq lists its product as uncharacterized. Lineage: Eukaryota; Fungi; Ascomycota; Eurotiomycetes; Chaetothyriales; Herpotrichiellaceae. The record is from RefSeq and is a predicted model, not a curated record. Bases 185 to 874 code for a protein of 229 amino acids. The transcript has 4 exons.
CAUAAACCUCCCACGUUCUUCUCCCGCCAAAAUUUGAACUUACCCUUCUAUUCUACCCAUCACCUCAAUCUUCUCUGUCUCUUUUGGAUCCAGACUCCAUCAGCCUUGGAUAUCCAUCAUCAUCAUCAACUCUUACUCAAUACCUUCUACCAUCAUCCAAUCUCAUCCCGUUCGCAUCUUCAACAUGAAGGCCGAACACUUCAUCGCUCUUGCCGCCUUUGACAUGAAUGUCUUCGGUUCUGCUGCCGCUCUCAAAGAGGGCCCCAAUGAUGGAGUUCCGAAUGCCAAUGACAAAGUCAUUGCUGCUCUUCAAGCACGUGGUGUCCCAUUGGGAGAGAUCAAAGACCUUGUCAAACUCGUUCCUCGUGAUACCGUCACUGUCACCACUACUGCCGACUGUGGUCCUACCUUUGCUCCCUAUGGCGAACCAUCUACUACCAUCAUGUCGACUGUCUUCUCUACCUACAUGCCACCUGCAGUCGGAACCACUGGAACCUCGGCUACUGCUGCGACUACCCCUCUGACCACUCCUGUGUUCACUAACACCGUUGUCACUUCAGAGACUUCGGUUGCCACUGCAAGUGUUCCAGCCACUGAGGUCACCACCCCUGCAGUCACCACUCCUGAGGUGAACACUGUCGCGACCACUCCAACUGCUGAGACCACCAAUGUCGUCACCACACCUGGACCCAGCACUGGCAUCGAGACAACAUCCUCCGAGACCACUCCGAUGACCACCAAUACUCCCACCGGAAGCAACACCCAUGCCACUGUCACUACUCCGCCUGCGCCCACUGCUAAUGUUGCUGGCACUGCAGGUAUCCAUGUCGGCUUGGGCCUCUUUGGUCUUCUUGCUGUCUUGGUCAUGGCCUAAGUGUGCACAUGAUACUCUGACACUCUUUGCAGCUAUGUCUGCCAUGUAAUCAACAUGCUACAUACGCAUCUGCAAGUGGAGUCAGUAAUAGAUCUCAUCAAAUGAGAUUUUCACUGGAGUCAAGGUCACAAAAGAGCUUUUACAAAUGUUUUCCAAAGGGGUGGUUCACCACAAUUGCACUUGGGUUGCCACAUUCUUCACUAUGUUUUCAAGCUCGGCCAAUUGGUUUGGUGGACAUUCGUGGUCAUGGGUGUAAAGCGCCUCUGCAAGUUGGAUGAAGGAUCGGUCUAAUUGCUAUUGCAACCUAAUACGGUUCGCAUCACAACGUGUUUCCAUAACAAAAGGUACCUUGACUUCCAUAAUAACAAAAACAAA